Rotaria sordida is the source of this 534-nucleotide messenger RNA. Lineage: Eukaryota; Metazoa; Rotifera; Eurotatoria; Philodinida; Philodinidae. The record is from the annotation of a GenBank genome assembly.
AUGGACGAGAAUGGAUCUCUCUAUGUUACGGACAAUGGAAAAUAUGAAGUGAGACGAUAUCGAAGAGGAGAAUCUCAAGGAACAUUGGUUGCAGGUGCCAAUGGACAAGGGAAUCGCCUCGAUCAACUCUCUAAUCCACAUUACGUAUUCGUCGAUCGAGAUCAUUCAGUGUAUGUGUCUGAUUUAGGAAAUAAUCGUGUGACGAAAUGGAAAGAACGUGCAAAAGAAGGCAUUGUUGUAGCUGGUGGUCAAGGACAAGAAGAUAGUUUUACACUAUUGAAUUAUCCUCAAGGGAUUGUUGCUGAUCAAUUGGGCACUGUCUAUGUUGCUGAUUGGGGCAAUCAUCGAAUAAUGCGUUGGCCAAAAGGAGCCACACAGGGAAGUGUCAUUGCUGGUGGAAACAGUUGGGGAGGAGAGUCGAAUCAAUUGUAUUAUCCCUGUGGUUUAUCAUUCGAUCGACAUGGCAAUCUCUAUGUCGUCGACAACAACAAUCAUCGAGUACAAAAAUUUAAUAUCGAACAGGCAACACAUUAA